Molecule: messenger RNA, 11025 nt
Organism: Heterotrigona itama
Lineage: Eukaryota; Metazoa; Arthropoda; Insecta; Hymenoptera; Apidae
Source: the annotation of a GenBank genome assembly
AUUUUAAAACGAAUACAAUGUCCAUUUCUACGUGAAACGUGAGUUAUACUGCUCUCCGAUAUAAUCGAGCGUAAAAGUUCUCCGUUCUGAGAUCAUCCGUGUUGCGUUAUUAUCAAAGUUGAGAAAUUAUAGCAUAGAACAGUUGGUAACGUUGUUCUAUAGAAGAGAAAUUACAUACUUAUCGCUAAUAAGUCUAAAACAGCCGCGAUGAUUCUGAAGUUGCGAACCACUAUGUUAAAAGUAACUAGCGGUUUUUCAAGGUUCGAUUUGCUCGUAAAGCCUAUCGGCUCGUUUGCUAUGCGAUCCACGGUCUCUCCAUUCCUCUCCUCCUUUUCCUCUGUUUCAUCUCUCGACUUGAGAAUGCAUAAUCGCGGUAUGAUUCAUAAUACGUUUAAAAACGUAUUCGUCAUAAUUCGAUCCUAUUGCAUUAUAACAGUUAUGUAUAAAUGAAAUAAAAUAACGUUGUAAUUGUCGUAGAAGGAACUGCAUAAAAAACUUGUUUUUAUUAAAUUCUGGUUAUUUAUAUAUAUAUAUAUAUAUAUAUAUAUAUAUAUACAUAUCUAACCGAGUAUACAUACGUAAUGAUCUUGAUGUAUGUAUUUUUUACAUUUUACUUUUGUAUGAACAACCGUAAUGAAACAGUGUUUUUAUAUUUAAUUGCUCGAUUCGCCAUUCGCUUGAAUUCAUGAAAUUCUUCGGCCACGCAGUGAAAUACAACAGAAAGAAUGCGUGUACGGUAUUAUUUCAUCCACGACAGUGCAGCAUCCUGCAUUCUUAUGCAAUAGCUGUGUUUAGUACAGCGAGUUGCGUUUAUAUUUCACGAAGGAAUUUGUUAUUGGCUAGUAAACGGUUUCCUGCAUAUUAAUUAAUUAACAUAACGUAUUAUUUAUUUCUGUUGCUCGAACAGUUCUGAAAAGUUUAUAAUCUUAAUAAGAAGAAACUUUGAUCUGUCAAAUUUAAUUAAUAAAAAGAAAACGUUUCCACUCGCUGGAUGAAACAGUUAAAAAUUCUCGAUCAAAUUCAAUCUUCAAUUUUUAAUCGUAACGUUAAUUCAAUUUGCAAUUUGUACUAAUUUUAUUUGUUUUGUCUUGCGAGAGUGGUUGCGUUUCCUUUUUAUUACGAAAUAUUCGAACUAAGUAUGAUUGAAUGAAAGCACGUUGACGAAGUAGAAAAGUAUAUAUAUAUCGCGAGUGUAUUUUCUAACGAAGUGCGUGUUAAUUCACAAUUUGUGACUUGAAUAAUUUCGUCGAUGUCGAUUUAAUCGUGCCGAUACGGAUAUCAUUAAUUAACAUAAUUAUGCAUUGCGUUGCAAUGUAUAUCGAGCGAAUGUUAAAAUGAAUUUAAGCGAAUGUUGAAAUGAAAAUAAAUUUCUUAGUUAAUUUUUUCCUCCCCUUUAUGUUUAGACUUUGAUGCUCUCUCUAUAACAAGGAAAUAUAUCUCUAUAUAAAUCUUUAGACAUAUACAGAUGUUCAGUGACUUUUCUCCGAAUUAAAAAUGCAACGCAAGGUUUUAUUUAUCAUACUUUCUCGUUUCAGAUAUACCAGACAUUCCUGAGAACAUCAAGAAUUUACGGGCACUUCAGGUGGCGGAUUUCAGCAGUAAUCCAAUUCCAAGGUCAAUAAAUUCUCACGUUUGUCUCUUCUCGCGUAAAGUGCUUGCAUUUCGUUUUUAAAAGUCGUCGAAAGCAUUUGUUCAGAAUUUAAAAAAAAAAAAAGGAAACGAAUUUAUCAUUGCAGGCUCCCAGCGGGAUUCGUGCAAUUAAGGAACUUAACUGUUUUAGGACUUAACGAUAUGUCCCUUACGAAUUUACCGCCUGAUUUCGGAAGGUAAUGGCAACAAGAACUCGCUUUAAUUACAUUCGAACUUAGGACCGUUUAAUUGAAUUGCAUUAUGUCAUUAUGAAUUGCAACAAGUUUCUGCAUCGAUUGUUCGCAGCUUGGAGGCGUUACAAUCAUUGGAGUUGAGGGAAAAUUUGCUCAAAUCUUUGCCGGAGUCGCUUUCUCAACUUUAUAAAUUGGAGCGGCUGGAUCUUGGUGACAAUGACAUUGAGAUUUUACCAGCACAUAUAGGAAAAUUACCAGCGUUGCAAGAAUUAUGGUUGGAUCAUAAUCAGUUGCAACACUUGCCAUCGGAAAUCGGAGAACUGAAAACGCUAGCGUGCCUGGACGUGUCUGAAAAUCGCCUGGAAGAUCUUCCAGAGGAAAUAGGAGGUUUAGAAUCUUUAACAGAUUUACAUUUAUCGCAGAAUGUUAUUGAAAAAUUGCCUGAUGGCCUUGGGGAAUUAAAAAAACUUACUAUUCUUAAAGUCGAUCAAAAUAGGCUUUCCACACUAAAUCCAAAUAUAGGCAGGUGCGAGAAUUUACAAGAAUUGAUUCUUACGGAAAAUUUUCUCCUAGAACUGCCUGUAACUAUAGGAAAACUUCUUAAUCUAAAUAAUUUAAAUGUAGAUAGAAAUAGUUUACAGUCGCUUCCUACAGAAAUCGGAAAUUUAAAACAAUUGGGUGUACUGUCUUUAAGAGAUAAUAAAUUGCAAUAUCUUCCUGCCGAAGUUGGACAAUGUACCGCUCUUCAUGUGUUGGAUGUGUCUGGAAAUAGAUUACAAUACUUGCCAUAUUCCUUGAUCAAUUUGAAUUUAAAGGCAGUAUGGUUAAGUAAAAAUCAAGCACAACCAAUGCUUACUUUUCAGACAGAUAUUGAUGAAGAAACAGGGCAAGAAGUAUUAAUCUGUUUUCUUUUACCGCAAUUGGAAAUCCAUCCAGAUGAUUCAGGAAGACUUGGUAUGCUUGGUGGUGGUAUGAGAAAUGCUGCUCAAGAUGGUGAAAUACGCGAGCUUGGUAGUAGUGAUGAUGAAGGUUGGCAAGAAAAAGAAGCAUCACGAACGCAUUCUGUAAAGUUUACGGAUGAACCUCCGGAAACUGAUAAGGAGACACCGUUUGUACGGCAAAAUACGCCUCAUCCCAAAGAAUUGAAAGCAAAAGCUCAUAAAUUAUUUAGUAAAGGGAAAAAUGAUAGCCGAUCAGCAUCUACAGAGGACCAAGAUGUAUCUCAAACAUUUGGUUUGGAUAAAACUGAGACUGAUAUGUCAACAAAGUCCAAUGAUUUGACAGCAGACAUCACAGAGCAAGAAUCAUUAAAACCUGAAUCAGUAGAAAAUGAACAAAAAGAAACUGUACCUGGAAUAGUAGCUGAUAAUGCAGAUUUCGAAUCUAGCAAUGAACCAGAAAUAACUUCUAAUCAAUAUAUUACAGAAUCUAAUGCUGAUAUGGGAACUGAGAGUUCAGUACCUGAAUCAAAGGAUAGAAAUGACAAAGAGGAGGAAGAAUCCGAGUAUGAAGAAACACAAAGACACGUAGAAUUUUCUAUAAUAGAAAGUACCGAUUAUGAUGGUAGUGGUGAUUCAAAUAGACCAAAUAAGCUUCAUCGUAGAGAUACUCCACAUCAUUUGAAAAACAAGCGAAUUCACGCAGUAGAUAAAGCAGUAGAUAAAGAAAAAGUAGCUUCCAUUAUUGCACAGGUGCGACUUCUGAUGCUGAACCAACGAUAGAAGUACGAGAGGAACAAUACGAAAUUCAUAUCGAAAGAACAACAGGUGGUCUUGGUUUAUCGAUAGCUGGUGGAAUCGGUUCAACUCCUUUUAAGGGUGAUGAUGAAGGCAUUUUUAUUUCCAGAGUCACGGAAGGUGGACCUGCAGAUUUAGCAGGUUUGAAAGUGGAGGAUAAAGUAUUGUCUGUAAAUGGUGUUUCAGUUGUAAAUGUAGGUCAUUAUGAUGCUGUAGAAGUUUUAAAAGCUUGUGGACGUGUUCUUGUAUUAGUAGUUCAAAGAGAAGUUACAAGGAUAGUGCCGCCAUAUGAACAGGUAUCGUCGAGAAAAGACUCGGUAUGUUCUAGUUUGAGUACUAGUAGAGCCCCAAGUGCGACGUCUCAUGUUUCAUCCACAGGUUUAUCGCAUAAUUUAGAAAACGGUGAUGCUUUACCUCAUGAUGUUAUUAAGUCUAAGAAAAUUCCUGAACCUAUAUCUUCAACGAAGGUGGGCAAUGAACCAAUGGUAUCUGUUCUUGUUCAUACGACAUUAAUACGGGACCAAAAUGGACUUGGAUUUAGUAUUGCUGGUGGGGAAGGUUCUCCACCAUUUAAAGACAAUAGUGAUAUUAAUGGGGUCGAAAUGAGAGGAGCUAAGCACGAGCAAGCAGUUGCUUUACUAACAGGCUUGGAAAGAUUCGUUCGAUUAGUGGUCGAACGUGAAAUUCCACUUUCGCAAGCAAAUGCAGCCACAGUCUUAACGCCUUCAGAAAAGUCACCACGAGUGAUAGGUGCACCUAGACCAUACACAGGAUUAUAUAACGCUAAUAGUUAUAUAGCAAAUAGGCCAGGUUACACUGGAUAUCGGCGUUCUAUCGAUGCUGAUAGAACUUUAUCGCCAAGUCCCACUUCGAAAACGCCUCCACCUAUGAAAAUUGAAACUACCGAGUUACCGAAAAUGAAUGGUGUUACAGAAUCAGGAAAUGUUAAGAAUAUUUCUUCGAUAUCGCCAAGUCCAACAAAUAGUCAACCACAUCCACAACCUGCCCCCAGGCACAGCAUUUCACAACCAACAAUUACACCCACGACAACUGCAAGCUCAACGCCCACAUCUUCUACAGAACCUAGGUCAACCUCACCCCAGGAGGACAUACAGGUAUCGAAGCCUAUCACCAACGAAGAAUUUCAGGCUAUGAUUCCUGCUCAUUUCCUUCGUCCUCCUACUUCCUCACCAUCGCCAGAUUCCCAUCAAGGCCCUAUCGUGACAGUGACAAUAAAGCAGCCUGAUAAUCUACCUGGAGAUGUCAAUUUUCCUCCGGCUCCCACUACACUUGGUAAAGUUACUGAGACCAUCACAAAGAGCACUCUCACCGAGACCGUCGUAACUAGGGUGACUGAAAAUCAAUUGGUACCACCAGUAAUUAUUGAGGACGUAAUUCUUGUAAAAGAAGGGUCCCUAGGAUUCAGUAUUAUCGGUGGUACGGAUCAUUCGUGUACUCCAUUUGGUGCAAAAGAACCUGGAAUUUUUAUAUCUCAUGUUGUGCCUGGUGGUAUAGCCGCAAAAUCUGGUAAAUUAAGAAUGGGCGAUAGGAUACUAAAGGUAAAUGGUACCGAUGUAACAAAAGCUACUCAUCAAGAGGCUGUGAUGGAACUUUUGCGACCAGGCGAUCAAAUAGUGCUUACUGUUCAACAUGAUCCACUACCAGAAAAUUAUCAGGAAUUAGUUAUUACAAAAGAACCAGGCGAAAAAUUGGGUAUGCACAUUAAAGGAGGACUUCGAGGACAAAAAGGCAAUCCCCUUGAUCAUACAGAUGAAGGAGUUUUUAUAUCGAAAAUCAACUCAGGCGGUGCGGCUAAAAGAGAUGGAAGACUGAAGGUUGGAAUGAGACUGUUAGAAGUCAAUGGUACAUCGCUGUUAGGUGCAACUCAUCAAGAAGCAGUAAAUAUAUUACGGUGUUCAGGAAAUACAAUUACAUUAGUGGUUUGCAAAGGAUAUGACAAAAGCGAAAUUGAACCAGUAUUGCCAAUAUCUGACAGUAGAGAUCCUAAAGAAUCUAGAACAUCCAAGGAAUUGAAAGAUCCCACAACAGAGGGUACUAAAUCGUUAUCGCAAAGUAUAUCCAGUUUGGAUCGUGAUGACGAAGAAGCAGCAACUCUCAGACAAGAACAAGAAAUGAAAGCUGAACUUGUAGCAUGGGAACAAGAAGAAAGAGAACGUGCAUUGCUUGAGCAUAGAGAAAAAUCUACUCCAGAAAAAGUAUUAGAUGUAGUAAGAGCAGCUGAAUCGUUAGUAAGCAAAUCAAGUAGUCCAGUUGACAUGGUUGUACCACCAAAAUCACCAGGUGGUACAAAAGAUCUCAAAACAACCACUAUUGUAAUGAGCAAACACACUUUAGCACCUCAAAAUACAAACUCACUGAGGAAAGAGAGAGAUGGAACAUCAGUGGACAAUCCAUCGCCCAAGUCUCCGGUCUCUACUCUUACUCCAUCAAUGAAUUUCAAUCGCAUUACUGCUGUCCAAAGCUUGCCCUCUCCAAAGAAAAAAAGUUCCAUACCAAAACGUAGUAUUACAUUUGCUGAUCUUCCUCCUCCUUCCAGGGAAGGAUCAGUUAAUUAUCCCACUUCACCUUCAAUAAAGAAACAUUCCUCAUCUUUGCACGAUAAUAGAUAUAUUUCCGAUCCUCAAAUUACUUCCUAUAAAAAAGUCUAUCAAAGUCCUAUUCAAAGUACUCAGUCGCGUUUCAAACUUCCUCCUACGCCUUUGACUGCUCCCCCAUCCAUGGGAGAUUAUGGCACUUCAGUUUCUUUUGGUAAACGACAGAACGCACGCUCUGUUGAUGGGAAUAAUCAGGUUGAGCUUUCACCAACACCAUCACCAACACCACCUUUAGUGAAGAUGUCAGUUAGCGAUAAAAAGAAAUUGUUUGAAAGUGCCAUGGAGGAACAUUUGAAACCUUCUCCUAAACCAGAAAGAAAGAUUGCUACUCUAACGCGAGACGAAUUAAAAUCAUGGGCUCAACUCGAUGAAAACGAAGGUUUGGAAGAUUUAGAGGAAGCAUUAGAAGAUCAGGAUAACCGGCGACCUAAUAGCCGACUGAGUUCGCGAAGUUCGAUCGCCCUUCUGCAGAAUCUUCCAAGCAGUGUAAGGACAGCGAAAGCAGAACGUCGCUUGAAAGAGAGAUUGAUACAGGAGGGUAUAAUUUCUGACGAAGAUGAAGAAAGUCAUUUGAGCCCUGCCGAGCAGAGAGCAUUAAGGGCAGAAAAGCGUGCAGCAUGGAGACAAGCACGUUUAAAAUCUCUGGAACAAGAUGCUAUUCAAGCACAGAUAGUAAUUAAGAAAAUGAGUGAAACGAUGGAUACUACAAAUAAGACAGAUCCUGUGCAGGAUUCCACAGAUUCCGCUGUUAUUGCAGUUCCCGAAAUAGAAAAGGCAACUGAUUUCACUACGUUACGGCCGUCUAGUGCAGAUUUUCCCAAACUUGCUGUACGCAGCAAGGUGGGUCCCCCUAAAGAGAUACGCGAAUCCGAGAAAGUAGUGGACGAGAAGGUCACUCGGCGUACCGAGGAAUACGUGGACGAGGUGACGGGUGAACGGCGCGUCCGAACAGUCGAAUACGUCGAGAAGCUUAUCGAGCGACAGGUUGAAACUCUACGAGAAAAGAUUAUAUCACUGGAAUUAAGUAACGCAGAAGACGAAGUAGAAAGUAUUAUCGGAACAGGAGCAAGCGACGCUGAAAGCGAAAGCGAAGAAAUUACCGGGCAACCUUCUAUCGUGAGUACCUCGCAGGAAAAAAUCGAAACAAUUAUACCUACAAAUGCCACUGAAGAUGCCGCUCCUAAAAUAAGUGCAAAUACUGUUCUUGUUUCGAAGAAAAAGAAACGAAAACGUUCGAAAAAAGGUCGUCAUUAAUAAUCUCAAAAUAAAAAUGUUGGUGCAAAAUGAAGAAAGACGUAUGGAAGAACGAUCGUGAAAUUCUUUUUUUACGUUAUUGUGAAAGUGUGUUCUAACAAUGCAAAUUUUGCAUUGCGUUGAUUCGCUUCGUACUGAUUUCAGAAUUCAAAUCCUUGUCACAUCGGUGCAUAUAAUAUUGAAAAAAUCUCUCAUUAUGCGCUGCUUUUUUUCGAAGCACACGCACGUAUACACAACGCAUAAUUUCAUAUUUAUCGUUUAACGUAAUUGGAAUCCAGAAUUACAUAUUUCUUUUAUAGAUUGUGCUAUGUUUUUGAUAUUAACAUAAUUGAGGUAAAAUGCAUGUUUCAUUAGCGUUAGCCACGUCGUAGUUUGGUGCAACAUAGUAAUUACUGCAAUCGAUUUCUUUAUUUCUUUAAACACGAUAGAAUUUGUACUUUAUACUUUACAACAUUGAUAAACGAUACUUCAGUGCUGAAGAAAUUAGAAUAUAAUAUCGAAAUAGUAUUUUUACAGACAGUACUAUGACAAUACAUCUUAAAAUAUAUUUACUAAAGUCAGUUCACACGAAAAAUUGAUGUAAUUCAAUUACUACAUUGUUCUAUAUAAAAUGAUACACAUUCCUUUUGCAGUUUUUGUUUUGUUUCUUAGUUUAAAAAAAUAACGUAUUUUACGUGUAUAAGCAAUUCCUCAAUUUAAAUAGAAAUAUAGAAGCAGUAUUUAUGACAAUUGAAACGAACAAUAUGCAAAUAAAAAGAUUUCAAUCAAAUUAUAACGUACAAUUGGUUUUCAACGUAUGUAAAAUAUAUCAUUAGUUAGUUUUUAGAAGUAAAAAGUAACGCGAACUACAGCUAUUUUUUGUGGUUUGUAAAGUAUUUUAUUUAUUUUCCUUUAGCAAUAAAUAUUAAUAUAUAUGUUAUGUAAAACUGUUUUAAUAUACUCUAAGAUUCAUUUUAAAAGUCACAUUAUAUGUAUAAUUUCAUCGUUAAAUAUCGACGUAGUUUCUGAUUAUUCAUCUGUAGAAAAAAGUUUAUUCAAAGUUUAUCGUUCAUUCUCGUAUCAAAGUUUCCAUCGACGUAACGAAUGUGCAUUAAAUUUUUUUAAUUGUUUCAAAUAUAUCAUACGCGCUCAUAAUUUCAUUUCCUUUCAGAUUCAUUUGUUUUAAUUUAUUUACACCAACGGUAAUUAUAUUUCAUCGUUGGCGUAUUUUACAGUAUACAUACGUUAUCUAACGUCAUAAUUAGAUAAUGAUCUCGAUUGCAUAAAAAUGUACAUGAGAAAAGUUAGCCAACGAGUAUACGUGUAAAAAUGACGAAAACUCGAAGAAAAAUAAAAAAAAUCUUAAUUUCAGUAGGAAGAUAAAAUAUGGACUAUGAUUGAAGAAACGGAAUAUGUAAAAUAUACACUGUUUCUUUAUUGCUGACAGUACCUUUAACAACUAUACACACGUGAGAUUACAAAAAAUAUAACCUUCGUUUAAAAAGUUUUUGUGGUAAUGUUAGAUAACGGUAAUACUAAAUAGACGUAUCAUCUAAUAAAAUCUGAACCCGAACAUCAACAAAUUUGUAAUCUCACGUAGUCCCAAUACGUAUACUUACCUAGACUACAGAAAUUACAAUAUAUAUCAAUACAAUAAAAAAAAAGAUAAAAAAUCAUAAUUUUACUUGUGUUUCAGAUUUAACAUUUUUUUAUUUUUCACAUACUUGCGAUGGUACGAAUACGAAUCAUCUUAAGUAUAAAAAUAUCAUUUUAUAUAGAUCAUGUACAUUUUUCAGUGAAACAGAAACCGUAUUAUUAGUAUUAAGAUUUAUGAAAAUUACAAAUGUAAAAUUAAACACUUAGCAUAAGUAUUAAUCGAAACAAGUAUACUGUUAACCGCGGUGUAAAGUGCGAUUAAAGGAGCGGGACCAAUUUAUUAAAUUAUUCAUAAGAUCAUAAAAAAGAAAGAAAUAUACGUUGCUGUUUUCUUUCAUACAAGCUUUAUACGUAAUUUACCGUACGUUUAUUAUCAACCGUGGCAUUACUUUUCGAAAUUGUGCCAAUGUUAUAUUAUACCUUUCUAGAAAUAAUUUAAAACGUAAAUAUUUUCCAAAUAAAAAUUGAAACUUUUUCAUGAUAUUGCAAAUAGUAUAAUAAGAACGAUCGUGAUAGUUAUAGCGUUAAAAAUUAUACAUCUUGACAUAAUUACUUUGAUGAAUGAAUCACGACAUUUCAUUAAAAUAAUUCAGUGAAAUUAAACUUAAAAAACAAAUUAAUCAGAAUGAAAAAAAUACCGCCACUCUUCAACGCUAUAACACGUUGGCAAAUUAUAUCACGAACUCGUAUCAUUGUUAAUUAUAAAAGCAAAUCUAUAGUUGGAGACUCUUAUUUUAGAAGUACUUUACAUCGACGUUAAACAACAGACAAAUAACUCGUAUGUACUUUUGAAAUCUUUGUAUUUGCUCUUAUCUUAACAAUCAAUCAUAAAGAGAAAUAUUACAUUCUGUCUACGUAUAUUUUAUAUUUUGAUAAUACAAUAUACCUGGUUAUAUCAAACAAUAAACUGAAACUACUAUUUAUACAAAUAAAUUUUAAAAUAUGUAUUUUAUAUGCAAUAAGAGAACGCUUCGUGCAACUAGUACCUUAGUUCGUGGUACUGUUACGCGUUGACAAAUUAAAAAUAUUUAUUUAUCCAUGUUUUCUAUCAAACGGUAUUUAUACAUUUUACACUGUUCGACAAACUUGCAAACAAAAGAUACGUGUAAGUGCAAAUCAAUCAUGAAAUAAGAAAAAAACACGUAAAUAAAAUACCUUAAUGUCUUUGUAUCAACUUUAUUAUCGAAUUAAAAUAAAUGAAAUUGACACAGACAAAAAAAUUAAUAUGCUAUUUUUAUGUUAUAUAUUAUUUUUAUUUUAUCUCUUUGGUGCAACGAUUCCCUCUAAUUGCGUCUGAACUGCUGAUUUGUCUUUUUCAAAAAUUGUAUCUCUUCCAUGUGUUUUUUCUCUUCAGCUUCUCUUAAUUCAGCUGCUCUUCUUUCAGCUUGUUCAAAUUUCUGUUUAAGUUCGAGAACUGUUUUUUCUAAUUCAGCCUUUUGCGAUCGAAGCUCAUCCGCGGCAGCAAUCAAAUCUUCCUUCCCUUGCUCAGCCUGUAAAACUUUGCGCAUACCAAAAGCGAUACUACUUUGAUACAAAGUUUGAUACGCAGCUAAUGUCAUCUUAAGUUCAUCUCGAAUUCUAAGUAAAAGCAAUCCACGUUCUGCACAGUUUAUCGUCACUUGGCGUAUUAUUUCAUCUACAAAACAUUGUGUAUAAAGCUCUCUACGUACUGGACAAAUACCAGUUUCUCUUGCUUGCCUUUGUUGCAACUUCAUAUUUAGAUGUUCUUGUAAAUUGAUAACGUCUAAUCUCGUUGCCGGUGUACUUGAUACCUGUUGAGUCCAAACUUGACCAUCCUCUUCCCAUUGUUUAGGCGGUAAAAUUUUAUUGAGAAUCUCGGAAGUUUCGCGUCUUGUAUCGAGUAUAGGAAUAGUGGUUUCUACUUUACAAACUGUUACUCCGAUUUUUGGCACCUGUUCUUUCGUUACCUGUUUUAAUAAGAAAUGUUAUAAAUUAAUUUAU